Pungitius pungitius (ninespine stickleback) is the source of this 1057-nucleotide messenger RNA. Its product is annotated as E3 ubiquitin-protein ligase-like. The coding region runs from base 30 to 710 and encodes 226 amino acids. The record is from RefSeq and is a predicted model, not a curated record. Gene Ontology annotation, biological process: protein ubiquitination. The transcript has 2 exons. Gene Ontology annotation, molecular function: ubiquitin protein ligase activity. NCBI's taxonomy places the organism in Eukaryota, Metazoa, Chordata, Actinopteri, Perciformes, Gasterosteidae.
GGUUAGUUACAUUGUUUAUUUGUGGUAUCAUGACUCAUGCGUAUUUUGACUCAAAUCCAGUUUCUUCUAGUCCUCCGCCCACACGCCCCCCCCUAACACCACACGUUAUAAACUCCAGCAAUGCUCACCUCCUCAUUCAUUCAUUUAUUCACACUUCACUAGAGGACCGGACAGAAAGAAUGGACUCGGAUCACGAGUGCGGGGUUUGUUACCGGACCUUCAACGCGGGUCGCCGGUGUCCCCGGGAGCUUCACUGCCAACACAGCUUCUGUGAGAGCUGCCUGCGGGCCCUCUCACGGCCCCUGGGGGGCCAACGACUCAUCGUCUGCCCGCUGUGCCGACACACCACCUCCAUCUCCGGGGAGGGGAAGGAGGUGAGAGCCGAGCUGAGGGUGGACGAGUGCGUCCUGGAGCGGCUGAUCGUCUCCGGGGUCCUAGACCAGGAAGAGGAAGAGGAGGAGGAGGAGGAGGGGGAAGAGGAGGGUCCGGACGGUCGGGUUCGAGACGGUCGUCGGGAGAGCCGGGGGCCGACGCUUCCCGAGUCUCCAGCCGAGCAGAGCGACCUCUCCCCGGGCUCCCGAGGCGGGAGGCUCCGGCGGGGCUGUAGGAGCGUCUGGAGGUCGAUUAGUGGGAAGAGGAGGGACCAAGGAGACUGUAUGAGCUGUGAGAACAUGAGGGACCUCGCCCUGAUGUCCAUCUACAUGUUUUAAAGAAUCCACAACUUCUGAUACCUGGGCUGAUGUGAAACUGUAUUUAUUUCCAAUGGUUCGCCUCUGCAACAUGAACUAUUGAUGAUGAUGUGAUGAAAGCAUGCAGGCAAAACACUCAACCAGCCAUAAUUUAAGUGAGCGUUUUGAGCCUUCUGAUUGCAUGUUUCAAUAAUUACCACUAUGCAGCCGUUGCACACAUAUGAAAAAAGAAAAGUGGAAAACGUCUGGCCCUUUGCGGGCCUAUUAUUGCACAUGUAUAUGGUAUUUACUAUUUUCAUGAAUGUAUUUUAUUUUGUAUUGUUACAUAUUUAAUGAAAAAUAAAUGAAUUCCUGUUUUUAAAAUUCAA